This is a messenger RNA of Carassius gibelio (silver crucian carp), 2885 nucleotides long. RefSeq lists its product as uncharacterized. NCBI's taxonomy places the organism in Eukaryota, Metazoa, Chordata, Actinopteri, Cypriniformes, Cyprinidae. The coding region runs from base 583 to 2409 and encodes 608 amino acids. The transcript is spliced from 8 exons. The record is from RefSeq and is a predicted model, not a curated record. Gene Ontology annotation, molecular function: ubiquitin protein ligase activity.
ACUCAUAACUCAAAUAAAACGUGUUCAUCAGUAGUUGUUUUUGUGUGUGUGAAUGUCCACAAAACUGGAAGACUAAGAUACUCCACCUAAUUUCUCAGGUACAUUUCUUAGAAAAAGAAACUCGAACACACAACUUAAAAGACACACUUAAUUUGAAACAGGAUUGGCAUAACAUGAAUUAAAAACAAAACAAAACUCAUCCUGUAAUAUAAUUCGUUGUGUGGACAAUCCAGAAUCAUCAGUCAGUGAUUAAUUUCCCUCACUCUGCUCCACCUGAGCAUAAGCUCAUCCCCUUUUUCUUCUUUUAACUUCAUUCAGCCAGGGCAACUAGUCAAACAGGCGUUUGUGCUUGCUCUCAGAUGUACUUGGAAAAGCGGAAGUAACAAUUCAGUUUUAGUUACAUUAACCAUCUUGAACAUCAGGGCCAUUACAUGAAUCAAAGACAAACCAACAAUGAGUGAGUAUAACACAAAAAGUGUCUGUAUAUAUUGUAAUGUUUAUUGGUUUGUCAGACUCCCUGUCUGAUUAAUUUCUAUAAUUUUAGAGCACGAUCGCAAAUGUGGCAGUCGAUGCCUGGGUCCUAUGACUUUCAAUAAGGACCUGACAGGCCAAUACGUGACCCUCAGACAAAAAGGACAACUCGCGUCCAGAGACACCUCAUCCUUUAUGAACGGUUUGGCAUUUCUCAGCCGCACUGUAGAGGUUGCUGAAAAGCUGUGUAUACGUAUUGAGAACCGCACCUCAUUGUGGGAUGGAGCUCUUCAUGUGGGUUUCACCAACAUCUGCCCACAGAAAAACGGUGUACCACCUGCCUCAGUACCACACCUCAGGGACACACGAGGAUACUGUGUUGUGCCAGUACCUGAGGACUUGUGUAGGUGUGGUGUACAGCUUCAGUUCUGGAUAAACUAUGCAGGCAUGGUUAUUGUUCAAAAGAUAGGUGGGGAGAAAUAUUACCUCAAAGCAGAAAGACUGAACCUGAAUAAUCCGCUGUGGGUGUUCAUUGAUCUGUACGGGAGCACAAGCGCUGUCCGCCUUCUGAGAUCAAGGAGGGGCAGUCAAACAUCAUGCCCGGACCGUCCUGUAGACAGUACAUCUGGCAUCAACUUGCUAGCGAGAGCGGUUGAGCGACAAACAUCAGAGAUGAACACUCACACAUUAUCACGAUCACAUUCUCCUCCACCUGUUCCUGCACAACAGAGGCACCGGUUGACUUCAACAAGCAGUAUUCUUUCAGAUUUAAGCCCAAACUCUUCAAUGGAGGACAUGGACUUUAUCUCUUUGCUCAGAGAGUUUCAGCACAUGCAUCUCAGUGGCAGCGAGCACGUUUCAGUAUUGGUUUCUCGUAACAAGGUGCUGCAGAGUGCUAAAGAUUCUGUUUCCAACUCUAAUUUUCCUUGGACCAAAAUCCCUCUCGUGACAUUUGUUGGUGAGGAAGCCCUUGACUGUGGAGGUCCAAGGAGAGAGUUUUUCAGAAUCCUGAUGAUGGAGGUGCAGAGAUCGCUGGGCAUCUUUGAGGGGCAGCCUGGACACCUUUUCUUCACCUAUGACCAGAUGGCACUGGAAGAACAUAAGUAUGAGUUGGCGGGGAAGCUGAUUGCGUGGUCGGUGGCUCAUGGUGGGCCAGGACUCAAAUCUCUUGACCCCUGCCUGUACCAGCUGAUGUCCACCCAGGAAUGUCAGCUGGUAGACUUUGACUGGCACCUAAUACCAGAUGCUGACAUUCAGGACAAACUACAAAAGAUUUCCUCAUGCAAAACGAGGGCAGAUCUCCAGAGGCUGCAGACAGAGCAGGGUGACUGGAUCUGUGAAUGUGGUUUCCCUGGAAUAUACAGACGUGAAACUUCCAUUAGAGAUGUGCCAAAGAUUUACUCCUUUGCAGUUCGGCACUACAUAUAUCUGAGAACAUUAAAUAUGAUUCAUCAGUUCACAAAGGGACUGAAUGCUUAUGGACAGUUCUGGGAUAUGGUAAGAACUCAUUGGGUUGAGUUUCUACCCAUCUUUACCAACAUGCAUGAGCCCCUUUCCAGAGGCACAUUUAGAGACCUGUUCCAAAUCCACUGGAGUAAAUCAGGGACCAAGAAGAGGGAGGCAGAGGAGCAGACUAUACACUGCUGGGAACUGGUACUCAAGAUGAUUGAAGAUAAAAUACCAAAAGCUCCACACAACGAGUUGCAUUUUGAGGAGAUUUUGGCUUUCAUAACUGGAGCGGAUGAGGUCCCACCACUUGGGUUUUCCCAGAAGCCCAGCAUUCACUUCUAUCAACCAGAGCAGCGUGGAUGCCGUCUACCGUUUGCCAACACAUGCAUGAUGGGAUUGUUCCUGCCCAGGGUUGUAAAAGAUGAAGUGCAACUUUACAGGAUGAUCCUGAGGGCAAUUAGGGACUCAGCUGUUUUUGGGAGAACGUAAACAUAUAUAAUUAAUUAUUAUAAUGUGCACAGUCAUAUCCGUAAUUAAUUACAUUUAUAAGCUUAAUUUCAUUAUUUAAAAAGAAAGCACUUAUGCACUUAUUACAUAUAGGCCUAAAUGUUUAGCAUUCUAUGCCAGAUAUUUUUUAUAUAUAUAUUUCUACUAUAAAAAGACAUUAUGAAUAUUUUCAUAUAGCUGUCAGUCAUGUCUUGAAUAAAGAAACAAUCUGAGUGUUAUUUUGGGGAGGAGCAAAGAUGGUUUCAUACGAUGUCAAUAUUGGUAUAAUAAAACCAUAAUAGCCAAACACAUCAAAACAUAUUUUCCUGAAUUUCCUUCCUUAAUUAACUUUAUAUAUUCCUGGUAACUUUCUUUUAGUUGACUGCAUAUUAGUCACGUGUUACAUUACAUUUACGACUGUUUGCAGAUCGAAGAUAAUAGGAAUGUAAACCUGUUUAACCUGGCAGACCUACGCAGUA